Molecule: messenger RNA, 994 nt
Organism: Drosophila kikkawai
Lineage: Eukaryota; Metazoa; Arthropoda; Insecta; Diptera; Drosophilidae
Gene: E(spl)m2-BFM
Product: Enhancer of split m2, Bearded family member
Biological process (GO): Notch signaling pathway; sensory organ development
Source: RefSeq, a predicted model, not a curated record
GCAGGUCUCGCGAGGUGCGCACACGCAACGCUCGCUGCACUCGUACAUAAAGAAACACCCAUUGAAAGAACCAGGAAAAGCUGGCCACAAAGCUCUAGCAUCAACAUGUAUCUGGAUACGAAAAACCUGACGGCCAACAGUGGCAGCAACAGCCCAGCGGCGGUGCCAGCGACACCUGCGAAACGCAUGCGCAAAGUCUGGCUUCCACUGCGACGUCUGCUGACAGUGGGUGGCAAGGGUCGACCCGCCCAGCUGACCUUGGCCCAUCCCAACAACGUGGAUCUCAACAACACACAGCAGCAACAGCAGCAUCCCCAGUUGGAGUUGCUCAUCACAGACGAGAGCAAAGCAGCACCCGAGGAGUCUACACAAAAGUACGGCUUGGAGUUGAGACAAUCUCAUCCCCAGGAGGAGCUGGAGGAUGUGUCCCUCACCCAGCCGCCCAACACGCCCACCCUGAUAAGCAGUGUCUACGUGGAGAAGGUCAGUGCCCGGAGCUGUGGGGCCUGCCAGCAUGGACGCAACUGCCAGCACACACAUCACACUAACAGCAGCAACAACAGCAGCAGCAACAUCAACAUCAACAGCAGCAACCUUCAAAGCAGCAACACCCCCUCGCAGGUGCCCAGUUCUGUGUGGGAUCUUCAGCUGCCGCUGCAGUACAUCAGCACGGAUAAUGGCACCUUCUUCUGGACCAAUUCUCAGGAGAGAGUGGACGACGAUCUGCUGCAUGCUCUGCUCUGCCAGAGCUUCAGUCAGUUGCCAGGAACGCUCUGCUGAGGAGGACUGACUCCACCCACAACACCCCACCCACUGAACUCAUAUAACUUAACAGAUCUCAAUCAUAGAGAGGGUAUAAUACCCUUAGAUAUUGUAAUUUCAACUAUUUAUUAUCCAGCGCAAUAUAAUUACUUUGUUAAUGUGAUACUAAUUUGCAUGUAAAAUAAAAUAUAUACACUGAUUUUUUAACCAUUUAAAUGGAAAGAACAUGAAA